CACGUCACCAACCUCCGGCGCGCACCCAGUAGCAUAUAACAAGCUUUCUUCUAGCACCGAUCCUCUCAACACCCUUCCGUUACUCAAAAAAGGAUAAACUUUGUUCCAAUACCUUCCUCGCUCUACAAUACAAACCUAGACAGGUACCAUUCGAGCAAAUCAGGCAGCUAUGGCACAGCGAAGAAAUGGCGCGCCGCAAGGCCCCAAGGACGACGCUCCUGCGUCCAAGGAUCUGACGCAAGAUAAGCAGGCACGUCUUCUGUCCCAGGAAGCCGGCCACUUCUCUCUCGUGCGCGCUCUGCACCUUGCAGAUUUCAUUACUGAGCUCAAUGGCUUCUGUGGCGUAAUGUCCGUCUUCUCCUCGCUGCGCUACUGCAUCCAGGGUGACCCGCACAACUACGCGAAUCUCUAUUGGGCACUUGGCUUAAUACCUCUGGGUCUGUUUUUCGACUUCCUAGACGGCAAGGUCGCUAGGUGGAGGAAGAGGGCGUCGUUGAUGGGUCAGGAGUUGGAUUCGCUUGCGGAUUUGGUAUCCUUCGGCGUCUCGCCCGCAGCCGCAGCUUUCAGUCUCGGUCUCCGCACCCCGCUCGACCACAUCCUGCUGGCCUUCUUCGUACUCUGCGGCCUAACCCGUCUCGCGCGCUUCAACGUCACCGUCGCCAUGCUGCCCAAAGACGGCUCCGGCAAGUCCAAAUACUUUGAAGGCACGCCCAUUCCCAUGUCUCUUAUCCUGGUGCAAAUCAUGGCGUACUGGGUGUACAAGGGCUGGACGCUUGAACAGGUACCCCUGGGCCUGUGGCUGGAGGGUACCGCCUUUGAGUUCCACCCCGUUGUCGCCAUGUUCAUACUACAUGGGUGUCUUAUGGUCAGCAAGACUAUCCAUAUCCCCAAGCCUUAGAAAUCUAGAAUGGACAAGAGUGAUUUCCAGAGGGGCCGUUGGGAGCGAAGGUAUACUGGGGGGCUGUAGGCGGCACGAUGCCUCGCCAUAGCAGGGACGUCACGCUUAUUGCUCCUUGGUAUUAUAGAGGGAUAACGAUGCUAUGACCGACUAGCGGGCGCACGUACAAAAUAAUGAUGAUACCCUAUUAUCAGAUUUACUCGUAAAUUUUCCCCAUGUCA
Cucurbitaria berberidis CBS 394.84 is the source of this 1119-nucleotide messenger RNA. Its product is annotated as CDP-diacylglycerol-serine o-phosphatidyltransferas-like protein. The transcript is spliced from 4 exons. The record is from RefSeq and is a predicted model, not a curated record. Gene Ontology annotation, cellular component: membrane. Lineage: Eukaryota; Fungi; Ascomycota; Dothideomycetes; Pleosporales; Cucurbitariaceae. The coding region runs from base 170 to 898 and encodes 242 amino acids. Gene Ontology annotation, molecular function: phosphotransferase activity, for other substituted phosphate groups. Gene Ontology annotation, biological process: phospholipid biosynthetic process.